This is a messenger RNA of Gekko japonicus, 4671 nucleotides long. RefSeq names its product colony stimulating factor 1 receptor (gene CSF1R). Gene Ontology annotation, biological process: cytokine-mediated signaling pathway; osteoclast differentiation; multicellular organism development. NCBI's taxonomy places the organism in Eukaryota, Metazoa, Chordata, Lepidosauria, Squamata, Gekkonidae. The record is from RefSeq and is a predicted model, not a curated record. The transcript is spliced from 19 exons. Gene Ontology annotation, cellular component: CSF1-CSF1R complex; signaling receptor complex. The coding region runs from base 1 to 2475 and encodes 824 amino acids. Gene Ontology annotation, molecular function: cytokine binding; macrophage colony-stimulating factor receptor activity; ATP binding.
AUGACAAGAGAACUGCAUCCAAAGGAGAAGCACUACCUUUGUCAGAAGAAGAAUGUGAAAAAAAUGGUACUUUGGAAGCCUUUCUCCUCUUUCACUUUUCUCUUCCAUGUCUGUCAUCAAUUAUGGGACUUUGUGCUCUCAGACUGUUUGGCCAACCAAAUGGCUAAACUGGUGGAAGAAGUCAAGCCUGUGUCUGUCACAAUUGGAGAGAAACACUAUGUGAGAAUCCUGGGUGAACCAUUCAGUAUCACCUGUGAGCUAAGUUACCGUCUCAACAAAUAUGAUUGCAACUGGAGUUAUCCUCCUUCACCAAAUGUCUACGUGAAUGAAACCUACGGGGUUAGUUAUCAACAAUACACUACAUCACUGAAUCUGUACAUUCCAAAGGUGCAGUUAAGUAAUGCAGGGAAAUAUAUUUGCUUUGGAAAUUCUUCCAAAGGAUCCAGUAAUACUUCUACCAUUCUUCAGGUUACAGAGAGAGGCUUUGUUCAUUUGUCCACCCUACAGAACACAAGCCAGGAGGUGAGUUUGACUGAAAGCCUUGACCUGCAGGUGCUCAUUGAUGCUUACCAUGGAGUUCAUAACUGGACGUGGACAUAUAUGAACCCAUCAAGUGGCUCCCAAAAUGUCACACUAAACAGCUGGAUGAGUUCUAAUCACGCCAGCAAUACACUCACACUGAGAAGGAUGGGGGAAACAAUGAGUGGAAUGUACACGUUUUUUGCCGAGAAUGGUGAUGCCAAUGCCUCAGUCACUUUCAACGUCACUGUGAAAGUUCCACCUGAGGCCUACGUGGUGAACAAUAAUUCCACCAGCCUUUGGUGUGAAGCUGCUGGUUACCCAGCUCCACGUAUUGAGUGGUAUAAAUUGCCUCACCAUAUCUCUGCACCCCGAUGUAAUCAAGAUGGAGAGCUGCUUAAGAAGGACCCCAGUCCACAGAUCGUGCAUGAAAUUCCCUUUGGAAAAGUGUCAGUGAAGAGUAUCCUUUUAGUUGAAGAGAUCAAAGAUAAUAUCACAUUUUGCUGCCUAGCAAUUAACAGCGAGGGAAAUGAUCCCAACUUCUACAAACCUCCAAGUAAAGUAUUCCAGGUGGCCCACACAGAUCUCUCCAAGACACUGAUUGGCAGCUUUGUGGGAAUAACGAUUUUGCUUCUUCUGUGUAUCAUCUUCUUAUUCUACAAAUGUACAAAGAAACCAAAGUAUGAAGUCCGCUGGAAGAUCAUUGAGUCCUCCAAAGGAAACAAUUAUAUCUUUAUUGAUCCCACCCAGCUCCCAUACAACGAGAAAUGGGAGUUUCCCAGGAACAACUUGCAGUUUGGGAAGACCCUUGGAGCUGGAGCUUUUGGAGAGGUGGUUGAAGCAACUGCAUUUGGCCUUGGGAAAGAAGAUUCAGUCCUGAAGGUGGCUGUGAAAAUGCUGAAAUCAACAGCACAUGCUGAUGAACAGGAAGCCCUCAUGUCAGAGCUGAAGAUCAUGAGCCAUUUGGGGCCCCAUGAGAAUAUCGUCAACCUGCUGGGCGCAUGUACCCAUGGAGGCCCCAUCUUUGUCAUCACUGAGUAUUGUCCACAUGGGGACCUGCUGAAUUUCCUGCGAAAAGCAGCGGAGAGUCUCAUAAUUCAGGAUUUGACCUUGGAGUCAUCUUUUGAUAGCACAGUGGCUGACUAUAAGAAUAUGUACAUUGGGAAGAAAUAUGUCCGAAGUGAUAGUGGAUUUGGAAGUCAGUGUAUAGGAGACAACUAUCUAGAAAUGAGACCUGUGGCAAUAUCAGUCUCCAUGCCAGCAAAAGGACACAGUUCAGAUUCAGAAGAGGAAAAGGAGAACAAACCAACUCUUGGCCUGCGUGACUUGCUACAGUUCUCCAGCCAAGUGGCCCAGGGGAUGGCCUUUCUUGCUGCAAAAAAUUGUAUCCACCGAGAUUUGGCUGCAAGGAAUGUGCUAGUGGCUGAUGGACAAGUGGCAAAGAUCUGUGACUUUGGCCUGGCUAGAGACAUUAUGAAUGAUACAAAUUACGUCGUCAAAGGCAAUGCUCGCCUGCCAGUGAAGUGGAUGGCACCAGAGAGUAUCUUUGAGUGUGUUUACACAGUACAGAGUGAUGUAUGGUCGUAUGGCAUCCUUCUCUGGGAGAUAUUUUCUCUAGGCAAGAGCCCCUAUCCUGGCAUGAAAGUGGACAGCAAGUUUUACAGCCUGGUGAAACGGGGAUACCACAUGGCCAGGCCUGAUUUUGCUUCAGAUGAUACGUACAAUAUCAUGAAGGCCUGCUGGAGCUUGGAGCCUACUCAAAGGCCAACCUUCACUGAGAUUUGCACUGCCAUUCAAAAGCAGCUAGAUACCACCAAAGAACAGGACUAUACAAACUUGCCAAGAAACACAGAAAAUGACAGCGCUUGUGAACCAGCCAGUCUCUGUGAAGAAUCCUGUGAAGCCGGAGAAAGCCGGCAGCCCCUUCUGAACAGCAACAAUUACCAGUUCUGUUAAGAGGCUGUUGUUCACCAGCUUCAUGCCUGCUUGAGCACUCUGUUCCAACUGGGGGACAGGCCCUCCACAGCCAUCCCUCUGGGGGAUUCUCCUGUCUAGAAGCCAGAUACUUUCAUUCAGAAGUCCCACCCUGGGGUUCUAACGUGCAUUGGCAACAGACUCCAAGUCAUUAAUUUCCCCUCCCCCCCGUCCUUAACAUCUGGCAGGUUAGCUUCACUCUUGCAUUUAAUUUAGCUUGAAAUAAGAAGCUUGGCUAGGAUCAUCCUGUCAAGAGGGCAUGUGUAACCAUGCUUGCAAGAGUGGGAAUGGAGCUCAAAACUUUAAAAUCAAACAUUCCACAUUUCAAAUGCACAUCACUGGCCCUCAGUUUGUAAGGUCUAAGAGAUCAGAUGAACUCCUUCCCCCAUCUUUAGAGAACUCUUUCUUCGGCACAAACUAAUAGCCAGAAGUUGAUAACAUCUCCUGCUGCAAAGAAUCAACAACCUAUCUGCUUUACAUCUCAGACAGGAUUCUGCAGGGGGACAAAGAGAACAGAAAGAAUCGUGGUCAUUCAGCAUUCCACAAUAACUUCCUAGAGGAAAGAUUAGCACAGACAGAACAAGAAAUAGUGCUUCAUCUAACUCUGUGCAGACUAAGAACCUCAUACCACAAGUGUCUCUCAUUUAGGAUUACCAUCCACAAUGAGUUAACCAAGUACACAAAAAAUGCAUGCUUGUAACUAUAACCUUCUGUGAUGCAAUCAAUUAAGAUUUACAUAUAAGCGCACUUAUGAUUUGACUAAUUACUGAUUUUGUAAGAACUAAGCCAAUUGAUAGUAGACGGGAACUAAGGAAUAACUCUAUUUUAUCAUUUGCUUAAUCGUUUGCAGUAGUUCAGUUAACUGAACAUCUAUAAUCUAGGAGUAACUGCAAACCAACAUUAUAGUGGAUUGCUUACUAAAUCAUUAUUAUAGUAUUUAGAAAUUGAUUUAUAAACAUUUGCCAAACUAGUACUUUAAGUUAAUGAAAAGAAUAAUAAAGGGAAGCCCAAUCCAGUCUGUUUUACCAUCUCAAAUAUAAAGGAUGAAAAUCCAAAGAAUCUAUGAGUUGGUACAUCACUGGAUUGAGCUAAGAGCUGCCCUUUAUUCCUGGCAGCUAAAUGUGUAAACUGACUCGGGUUUCAUGUGAUAUGACGAAAUUUAAAGCUCUCUCUAGUGCAUCACUUUGUGACUGCGUCAUCAAAUGAUUACCCAUAGUGGAUCCAAUUAAGGUGAUGACUGGAUGGUGUAAACAGAAUUUUAACACUCAAAUUCAUAAGGGCUUGAUGCACCACAAAUGCUGUACAUUAUCCCUCCCCCCGGACACAUUUUUGUUUGAGGAUAAGAGGGCAUUCUGGAACAUCUGGGUACUCUACUACCCCUCAUCCAUGAAGGCAGGAAGCAGGGCAGAUCAUUCUGUCUCCAGAUGGAUGGGAAUACCCCCCUCUUGUUUUUCUUUCUGACUCCCCUGUGAGAGUAUGCAAGGAAGGAGCUCUGUGGACUUUUCUUCUAUACCCCACAGGCUGUUUUUCUAGCGUGCCUCUCUUUCUUUAUUGUCACCUAACUUCACCUAUAACAAAGUAUGACUGCUGUGCUAGUUUUUGGACACACCACUGACAGAAGUUCAACAGUGGCCAUACCUCACGAUCCUUAGCCAGGGGCUGCUGAAACUGCCUUUCAGGCUCACUGGAGAUACUCCUGGAAGAAGCACAGUAGUGAGCCAGGGUAAUCUCUGGGGGCUGCUUAUGGCAGUGUUUGUGGGGCCGGAGGAUGGAGGAUCAGGACCUACACUGCAGAGGCACACAGCAUUGUGAUCAAGUGAAAUUUUAAAAUGUGACUGAAAAUGCUGAAGGUAGCAUAACUGUUGAGGCAGAUCGCCUCAGAGCAGGAAAGACUCCAGGCAUCUGCUCCAGGUGGACAGGGCUGGUCAUCUAGCUCUUGGAAUAUUAUGAAAUUAAGCUAAAUUUUGUAUAUAUGCAAUAAUGUAAUUGUUGGAAUGCAUUAAGCUCCAGAACUCACAACGAUGGCAGCAAGGCAGACAACUCUGCUAAUUGUUCAUGAUUUCUCCUGCGCUAUUUUCAUUCAAGAAAAAUCAGUACAAGGUAAGAGCUGUGCUGAUGUGGAACAUUUAACUUUUUUUCCCUGGGGGAAUGCGCUGGAACAGAGUUCUGGAACCUCUU